AUGAACGGUGAAGCUGGCAACAACUCAAAAGAUCCAGUCAUUUCUGUUUCCGAAGAAGAUAAAAAGAAAGCGGAAGAAACGAAAGAAGCGGCAAAUAAACUUUUUAAAGAAAACAAGUUUGAUGACGCCAUCGAGAAAUACAUCGAGGCGAUAAAACUUAAUCCAUACGUCGCUGCAUAUUACGCUAACCGUUCUAUCGCAUACAUUAAAACGGAGGCUUAUGGAUAUGCUGCUAUGGAUGCGGAUAAAGCUUUGGAAAUAGACCCUUCUUAUAUUAAGGGAUACUAUCGACGAGCUGCUGCCAAUAUGGCAUUAUGCAAGUUUCAAGAUGCGCUUCGUGAUUUUCGGACGGUGGUAAAGAAAGCACCCGGAGAUAAGGAUGCAAAAGCAAAAAUGGUGAAAUGCGAACGAAUUGUAAAAAAGAUGGAGUUCGAGAAAGCAAUAGAGGUAGACUCUUCAAAAAAAAAUGUGGCUGAUACUAUAGAUAUAAGUUCUAUGACCGUCGAAUCACCAUAUGAGGGACCUAGAAUGGCAAGUGAUGGGAUAACAGAAGGUUUUAUCAACGAGAUGAUGGAGUACUUUAAAGAUCAGAAAUUGAUUCAUAAGAUAUUUGCAUAUAAGAUUAUUUUGGCCGUACGAGAACAUAUGUUGAAGUUACCUUCAUUAGUAGAUAUAACAAUACCUGAAGACUCAACAUUGACAGUAUGUGGAGACGUUCAUGGUCAAUACUACGAUUUAUUAAACAUCUUUAAAAUCAAUGGCCUACCAUCUGAAAAAAACAUUUACCUGUUCAAUGGAGAUUUCGUGGAUCGUGGAUCGUUCAGCGUCGAAAUAAUACUGACAUUAUUUGCAUAUCAAUGGUUAUACCCAAACUCACUUUACUUGACACGCGGAAAUCACGAGACAGAUGACAUGAACAAAGUGUACGGAUUCGAAGGGGAAGCCAAGUCCAAAUAUUCGGAUGUUAUGUUCAAUCUAUUCGCCGAGACUUUUGCGACAUUGCCGCUUGCUCACUUGAUUAAUAGAAAGAUUCUUGUCACUCAUGGUGGGCUGUUCAGUCGAGAUAAUGUGACACUUGAUGAAAUACGACAGAUAAAUCGAUUCAAGAGAAAACCAGAGUCCACAGGACUGAUGUGUGAAUUACUCUGGUCUGAUCCACAAAAGAGUCCUGGUCGUAGUGUAAGUAAACGUGGAGUAGGGAUACAAUUUGGUCCUGAUGUCACGGAAAAUCACGAGGUGAAAGAAAACGGAUACGUAAUAGAACAUGAUGGGAAAUGUAUCACGGUGUUUUCUGCGCCGAAUUAUUGCGAUACAAUUGGAAAUAAAGGAGCUCUAAUAAGAAUUAGCCCGGAUCUCCAAUUGACCUACACAACUUUUGAAGCUGUGCCACAUCCUAAUGUACGACCAAUGGCGUAUGCUUCUCAAUUUGGAGGUCUGAUGUGA
This is a messenger RNA of Ambispora gerdemannii, 1443 nucleotides long. Lineage: Eukaryota; Fungi; Glomeromycota; Glomeromycetes; Archaeosporales; Ambisporaceae. The record is from the annotation of a GenBank genome assembly.